Messenger RNA from Musca vetustissima, 2892 nucleotides. It is a transcript of the gene pyx, whose product is annotated as transient receptor potential channel pyrexia. Lineage: Eukaryota; Metazoa; Arthropoda; Insecta; Diptera; Muscidae. The transcript has 7 exons. Gene Ontology annotation, biological process: monoatomic ion transport; transmembrane transport. Gene Ontology annotation, cellular component: membrane. The coding region runs from base 28 to 2892 and encodes 954 amino acids. The record is from RefSeq and is a predicted model, not a curated record. Gene Ontology annotation, molecular function: protein binding; monoatomic ion channel activity.
UCAAACGAUAUCCAAAGAAUAGCUGUAAUGGAGAACGUGCGGUUUUCAAUUAUUGAAAAUGAUUUGAAGCGCAAUUCUGAAAGUGGCAUUGACAAUGAGGUUUUCUACGAACGAAGUAUUUCCAGUGAAAGUAAUAGCGACACCAUUUUCAGCGAUGAAGUUCACGAGAUAUUAAUGUGGCAACAACAGCACCAAGUACUGUGGGACAGCAAAGAAAUCGAAGAAACCUUAGGCCAAUUGAAUAACGCAGCUGCAGUUGCACAAAUGGUGAAGACCGGCACAUUCACAAAUUUAAUACCCGCGUCCAAUGAUGCCCAAUUGGCCUUGCUCUACUGCUCGAUCUACGGAUGCGUCGAGAAUGUUAUAUAUCUCCUGGACCAUUGUGGCAGCGAUCCAAAUUGUUGUGACCCCUGCGGUAGGACCCCACUGCAUUUUGCCACAGCACGAGGGAAUUCGCACAUUGCCAAAGUCCUUUUGGACCGUGGUGCCGAUCCAAAUCGUUGGGAUGCUAAAAAAGAAGUCACUCCGCUGCAUUGUGCAACCAGCGCCAAGAGCGUUGAAUGCAUCCUGCUGUUAUUGAAGCGUAAGGCGCACAUAAAUAUAGGCCUCGAAAAACGUUCGGCAUUACAUUUUGCAAUCGAUCGGAAUGCCAUUGAGUGUGUGGAGACUCUUCUAAAGUAUGGUGCGGACCCGAAUACGCCACAAGUUUACACGGAAACGCCCCUGCACACCGCCUGUGCCUUGGGCUUUACAAAAUGUGUAGAAUUGUUGUUAAAUUAUGGCGCCGAUGUACGUUCUCAGUUUGGAGAGGGUAAACUAACAGCUCUACAUUUGGCUGCCGAAAAUGAUUACGUCGAUUGUGUCCGAUUGCUUUUAGAGCACAAUGCUGAGGUCGAUUGUCGCAAUGCUAGCCAUCAAACACCCUUGCACUUAGCCUGCCUUUCACAGUCAAUCGAAACUGUUGAACUGCUAAUAAAACAUGGCGCGAAUGUGAAUGCAGUCUAUCGCGACGGGAGAACGGCAUUACAUGCAGCCAUUGUCAAACAAUCACGUUGUCUUGACUGCUGUACCGCCUUGCUGAAGGCAGGGGCCAAUGUUAACAAGGCUGAUAAUUACGGCUAUACGCCGCUACACAUCGCCGCUCUGAAUGAAUUUAGUAACUGUGUUUAUGCAUUUAUAGAACACGGUGCCGACAUUACGGCCCGAACAGAUGGCAAUGUGUCUGCUUUAUCGUUCAUAGUUCGACGAACUCCCGAAAUUAUACCCAAACUAAUGUCGAAAUUCGAUGAAUCCAUCAAAGUGAAUGAUCAUGAAAUUGGAGACGUUGAUUGUGAGAUAAAAUUAGAUUUUCGUUGGUUGGUUCCGCCUGGGACCCUAGAACGUGGCGAGACCGAGUUACUACUAUCUCUUAUUGAAUGUGGCCAGAAACGUUUAUUGAUGCACCCCUUAUGUGAGACAUUUCUAUUCUUGAAAUGGCGACGAAUUCGUAAAUUCUUCCUCAUGGCUCUGCUAUACCAUGCCAUUUAUGUCAUACUCUUCACGAUGUAUAUAGUCGGGGUUUACGUUCACCAUUGUGAAAAGGAUAUGCAGUGCCGAGCUCCCGGCUAUAUUCCAACAGUUGGUUACUUUGUUAUAAUUCUAAACCUUCUUCUUCUGGGAAAGGAAUUGUUUCAGAUGGCCCAUGGUUUACAAGGCUAUGCAAAAUAUUGGGAAAAUUGGUUACAGUGGUCCAUUAUUUUCGGUGUGUUGUUGUGUGUGACACCAGAAAUUUUGAUAGUAGGAGAAUUGGAAAAGGUUCCUGUGUGGCAGCAUCAUGUGGCGGCGGUGGUGGUUCUCUUAGUUUGGGUGGAGCUUAUGAUGCUAGUCGGUCGAUUUCCAAUCUUUGGAGUUUAUGUUCAAAUGUUUACCAAAGUGGCUGUGAAUUUUGGAAAAUUCCUAUUGGCCUAUAUUUGCCUUUUAAUAGCCUUUGGUUUAAGCUUUUCUGUGCUUUUCAAUGACUACAAGGCGUUUACUAAUAUAACAUGGUCCCUCCUGAAAUCCAUAACGAUGAUGUCCGGUGAAUUGGAAUUCGAAGACAUUUUCUAUGGUGAUGUAGAAGUACAGUAUCCAGUGACGGCUCAUUUCAUAUUCCUUAGUUUCGUGCUAUUGGUAACUGUCAUUCUUACAAAUCUUAUGGUGGGUUUGGCUGUCAGCGAUAUUCAAGGACUUCAAGUAUCCGCCUCUUUGGAUCGACUAGUACGCCAGGCUGAAUUGGUGUCCCGUUUGGAAAGUUUGUUCUUCUCCAGACUAUUAAGAGGAGCACCCACACGUCUAUUAAAACUAUGCAAGAGGAGUGCGCUCCUUAGAACUUCUCGCAAUAAGCUUCUUUUUGUUAUAAGACCCAAUGACCCACGCGAUAAUCAACUUCCGGAAGAUAUCAAAUUGAAUAUCUAUAAAUUAGUUGCCGAACGGCGUGACCGUAACAUGAGUAUACGAAGGCGAAAGUUUGAGUCAAAUUAUUCAAUGUUCCAAAGGUCAUUACAACGCCAAAAUUCAGUGCAGCGUAAAGAGAGGACCCCCGUACGCAAUAAUGCCAUGGAUUACAGCAAAACUGGCACACGGCCGGAGCACGAACAAUUGUUAAGACCUCGAUCAGCCACAAAUGUUCCCAAUACCUUGAUGGGCGAAUCUGAUUUGGCAACAAAACUCAAAAAUCACGUUAAUGGUAUAUCAGAUGUUCGUUCGGAAAUUCAAAUGUUGAAAACACAAGUUGGAGAAUUAUCGGAAAAGUUGGAUAAGUUCACCGACACCUGUGGCAAGAAAUUGGAUUUUGCCGUCGAAGAGUUGUGUCGCAUCAAAAUGGUAAUGGAUCAAAAAUCGGCAAUGAGAUCGGAGAGAACUUUUAAAGUUUGA